This is a messenger RNA of Eremothecium cymbalariae DBVPG#7215, 2211 nucleotides long. It is a transcript of the gene SST2, whose product is annotated as GTPase-activating protein SST2. The coding region runs from base 1 to 2211 and encodes 736 amino acids. Lineage: Eukaryota; Fungi; Ascomycota; Saccharomycetes; Saccharomycetales; Saccharomycetaceae. The record is from RefSeq and is a predicted model, not a curated record. The transcript has a single exon. Gene Ontology annotation, biological process: intracellular signal transduction.
AUGAUAGUUGAGCAAUCUUCUACUUUACAUGAAGUGGCUUCUAAAAGUUUUAAUAGAACACCAGAUAAUCUGAUCUUCACUAAUGAUCUAAAACAGGUAUUUUCGAUUUUAUUAAUAUGUUUAGACUUCCAAGAGAAACCUAAAGAAAGCAGCAAGAAGUUAUUCAAUGCAUUUAGCAAAACUUUCCCUUAUUCUUUCUCUGUCCAGAAUGCUAUUGAAAAGAUGGGUGAUUUAGAGCUUUAUGUUGAUAUGAAUACGACGAGCAUUCAUAUGUCAUAUUCAAUUAAGCCAGAACUUGCUUACAAUCUACUGAGCACCUUUAUGGAUUCGAAGCUGUUGCAUACACCUGCAGAUAGGACCAGAGAUGAACCUAAAGAAAACGUUCUGCUUCAACCUACACCUAAAGGUGUUGCAAUCUUACAGCGCUAUGUUAUUCAAAUAGGGCUGAAGAAGAUACCGCAGAUUUUAAAAUCAUCCUUUAAUUCCAUGCAAUUGUUUACGUUCGAACGUAGUUCUGUAAAUGAUGCUAUUAUUCACAGCGAGUACUUUAUUCAGCUACUGUUCAUUAAGUUAAUGGGAUCAUACCCCAACGUAUGGUCUCCCACAAAUCCAAAUGAUUCAUUACCAACGCUUGCUUUGUUGACUGAAUACACAGAUGAUUCAUUUUCGUUCGAGUCUGAUAACUUCGAUUAUAGUGGAGGCGUUCCAUUGCGUUUACAAAGUUUAGCUUCCAACAGAGAAGCUAAGUUCAAUCAAGAUUUGAAUUAUGCACAAUAUCAUGAUACGAAAAGGGAGUCGCCAUUUGCCCAUAGAUUUUUCACUAAUCCAGAUUCAGAUUCCCAUGUUCAGUAUUACGUUUCAGAUAAGGGUGUUAGAUUGGCCAAGUCAAAGGUUUUUGGCAAACUUAAAACUGUUGUUGAGUAUUCGUUUACCACAAAAGCAAUUUGGCAGUGGCUGAUGGAUUGUACUGAUUUAAUGUAUCCAAAGGAAGCAGUUUCUGUUGCUGCUUUAUUUUUAAAAUAUGGACUGAUAGUUCCUAUCCUCCUACCGCCAAGUUAUAAUGUCAGCAAGAAAUUCACUGUAAGUAAACAAGCAUAUUAUACACUGAGCAAAGCCGGUUGGGAUAUUGUGAAUUGGAACUUUAAAACAACUGCAGAAAAAUCAAACAGUCGACCUUCAUGCCCAAAUACUCAAGUACCAGAUGAUCUAAAGGUAAAUAACGGUUUCGCUGACAUUGAUUACGUUAAUUGUUCGCAGAAUAUGUCAAUGAACCAGCCAGAGUCGGAUUCAGGUGAACAUCAAAUUGCAGAUGAAAAACCUCUGGUAGACUUAAAUUAUGUGUUGAAAGAUCCAGGUAUGCGCUAUCUGUUUAGGACUCACUUGGAAAAGGAAUUCUGUGUGGAAAAUUUCUACGUUUAUUUGGAGAUCAGGCGUUUUUCCAAGAAGAUGACAAUGUUAAAGACCUUGUUGGAUACUAAAAAUGCUAGUCAACAAUUCUCAGUAAAGAAGGAUAAGCAAUCAUAUAAUUCUCGGAAGGUCAGGGAAACAAUGGAUGCAGCUCUAAUUAAAAGAGCUAAUGAAUGUCUAGCCAUUGCAUAUCAUAUCUUUUCAACUUAUAUAGCGGCUGGUGCUCCAUUCCAGUUAAACAUUGACCACGAACUUCGUUCAUCGAUAACCAAUAUUAUGAUUCAUCCUAUAUCGCUCCUCCGCACUUCGUCGACCGAUUCUAUUAAGCCUGAACUUUCGAAUCCUGGACAGCUAAAUUUAUUUGGUAGUGAUAAUGAAAUAACUAAGCAACCACUGUCGAAACCUCCAUAUAAGGGUAUAUCUCCGCCUAGCGUUUUUGAUCCCAAUGAUGAAUUAAAUGCCAACUCAUUCGUUAAUUCUAAGGAUAAUGGCAAUAAUCUUAUGAUCUCGCCACCCCUACCGGCUCAAGGUAGUGAUUUUGUUCAUUUCAACAAUUGUUUCCAGAUCCCUCCAAUUCCAUCAAUGGAACUCAUCUCUAACAGUUUCAAAACCCUAAGAGACUUAUACAUCCUUUUUGAUAAGGUUGGCAGGCAUAUCUACAGACUAAUGAAAAUUGAUUCAAUUCCAAAGUUCUUAAAUUCGGCCUUAUAUCAGGAAGCGCGUUCCCUAUUGAACCUUUCACAUGACAAUAGUGAACUGACUUAUCAUAUCAAACGCCGUAAUUGCAGCACUAUAUCUAGUUAG